Ilyonectria robusta is the source of this 851-nucleotide messenger RNA. RefSeq lists its product as uncharacterized. Lineage: Eukaryota; Fungi; Ascomycota; Sordariomycetes; Hypocreales; Nectriaceae. Bases 252 to 803 code for a protein of 183 amino acids. The transcript has a single exon. The record is from RefSeq and is a predicted model, not a curated record.
CAUAUACCAAAAGGAUUACCAAAAAAACAUGGGUAACCUAGUUACAAUCGGAGUAACAAAACAACAUUCAAUCAUUCAGUAUUCAAAAUCUAAAAAAAGGGAUGGAUACCCUACCACGACCAUCGCACAAACUCACGCUGGUAGACAAAGUGUAUAAGUGGACGAUUCAAUAACUCAAGAUUAUUAGGGAAACUCACUGGAUAUGUCAUGGGCUGUAAGUCAAACAGGCGAGGCAGACAUGCCGGGCCAGGAUGGUAGAAAUCACAGCCCCAGAAGUAGCCAAAAGAACCAUGAGGGGAGUAGAAGGGAACGUGUCGACCGUCAUAUUGACCCAACAUAUCCUCAAGACCCUCGACCCCAACUCGAAACCACUGGAUCCGUUUCCCGUGCCCGCCGCUCUCGUCGUCCUCGAGGAAGAACCGCCGCGCAACUUCGAUCCUCCAGUGCAGAGCCGCAUAGCCCCACGCAAUCUUGAGUCUUGUCGCUGCCGGGUCGAACCGGCCGGGGGGCAGCUUGAUUGGGGCCCGAAUUGCUCCAAGUUGGCAUUUAACGGCGAGAUACCGGGCACACCGCUAGACGGAGUCGCGGUGCUCUGUGUCCAGCCUGACUUUGGAGAGACCGACCACCCACCAACCAUAUACUGUCACCUCAGCUCCCAAUCACGGCUUGCAGCGAGUGAGAGAGCACCAGUUAAGAAUCAGAAAAAUUGGUAUUCAGUUCAUUAUAUGCUCCUUCACCCAAAGCCGGGGUACAUGCUUUCCCAACUGGCAGGAUCCGCCUUCCGUUCCCCGUGCUCCCCCUAAACGCCAAAGCCGUAGGCACCAUUUCUGCAAGUAUUCGUACACCUCAGC